Messenger RNA from Vidua chalybeata, 5095 nucleotides. RefSeq names its product lemur tyrosine kinase 2 (gene LMTK2). The coding region runs from base 153 to 4673 and encodes 1506 amino acids. Gene Ontology annotation, biological process: protein phosphorylation. Lineage: Eukaryota; Metazoa; Chordata; Aves; Passeriformes; Viduidae. The transcript has 17 exons. Gene Ontology annotation, molecular function: ATP binding; protein kinase activity. The record is from RefSeq and is a predicted model, not a curated record.
GCGGCGGCGGCCGGUGGGGCUCUGUGAGAGGAGCGGCGGCGGGGCCGAUGCCGCGGAGCCGGGAGGCGGCGGCUGCCGCGGGGGCUCCCCGGAAUCGCUGAGAACCUCGAGCCCCUCGUUCGGCGCCGGGCCUCGGUCCGGGAGCGGACGGCAUGCGGCAGCGCGGGGGGCUCGGCGGGAGCGCCGGGAGGCGGGGGGGCGGUGGCCCGCGGCUCCUCGGCCCGCGACACCUGCUCGGGCUCGUCCUUCUGCUGUGGCCGCUCGUGGGGAGCGGCGAGGCGGCUCCGCUGCCGCCAGCAGGUGCAGGAGACGGGACUACAGCAGAAGUUCCCUCAUCUUUUGUGAUUCUGUCUCUGUGCACUCUGGUAGUUCUGGUCAUUCUGCUGGCAAACUGUGUCUCCUGCUGUAAAGACCCUGAGAUAGAUUUCAAGGAAUUUGAAGAUAACUUUGAUGAUGAAAUAGAUUUUACACCUCCAGCAGAAGAUACUCCAUCUGUUCAGUCUCCAGCAGAAGUGUUUACUCUUUCAGUUCCCAAUAUUGCUUUACCAACUCCCUCCCAGUUUCCAUCUCGUACAGAUGGAUCAAAGUCUCAAGUUGCACGUCAGAGUCUAAACUACAUCCAGGAAAUUGGAAAUGGCUGGUUUGGAAAGGUUCUCCUUGGAGAGAUCUACACAGGCACUAGUGUAGCAAGGGUAAUAGUGAAGGAGUUAAAGGCAAGUGCAGGUCCCAAGGAGCAAGAACAAUUCUUAAGAAAUGGAGAACCAUAUUACAUUCUUCAGCAUCCAAAUGUUCUCCAGUGUAUUGGGCAAUGUGUGGAAGCCAUUCCUUAUCUCCUAGUUUUUGAGUUCUGUGACUUGGGUGACCUGAAAACUUAUAUCUGCAAUGAGCAGGAGCACAUUAAAGGAGAGUCUCAGCUGAUGCUGCUGCAGAGAAUGGCGUGCGAGAUUGCCGCUGGCCUCGCUGUAAUGCACAAACACAACUUUGUGCACAGUGACUUGGCCUUACGGAAUUGCUUCCUUACAUCCGAUUUAAAUGUCAAAGUAGGAGAUUAUGGUAUAGGAUUCAGUAGGUAUAAGGAAGAUUAUAUUGAGACAGAUGAGAAGAAACUUGUUCCUCUACGAUGGACUGCACCUGAGUUAGUAACAAGUUUUCAAGACAGACUGUUAUCAGCAGAGCAAAAUAAAUACAGUAACAUAUGGUCCCUGGGUGUCACGCUGUGGGAGCUGUUUGAGAAUGGUGCUCGGCCUUACUCAGACUUCUCUGACAGGGAAGUCCUAACCCAUGUCAUCAAGGAGAAGCAGGUUAAACCCUUCAAGCCACGUCUGGAGCUGCCAUACUCUGAUAGAUGGUAUGAAGUUCUGCAGUUCUGUUGGCUGCCUCCAGAAAAGAGACCGACGGCAGAAGAAGUGCACAGACUUUUAACUUACCUCCGCAUGCAAAGCCAAAGGGACUCAGAGAUUGAUUUUGAGCAGCAGUGGAAUGCUCUGAAACCAAACACCUCAAAUAGAGAAGCAAGUAAUUCUGCAUUCCCAAUCUUGGAUCACUUCACAGGAGAUAGACUUGGCCACGAGCUGGAGGAGGUUCUGACUGUAACUGAAACAAGCCAUGGUCUGAGCUUUGAAUACAUCUGGGAGGCAGCUAAACACGAUCACUUUGAUGAAUGUGGUCAUGUGAAUCCUGAUGAAGCCAUGAACUACACAAGCAUUUUCUAUCCAGUGGAGGUUUUUGAGAGGUCACUUUCAGAGCAAGGACCAGGAGCACAGGAUGGAAGUGGUCAAGAGGCAUCACUUGCUGUCCCUGGGGUGUUACCUGUGUUUGAUGCACACAAACUUUCUGUUGGAAAUGACUACUAUAUCCAGUUAGAGGAAAAAGGAAGUGGCUGCAGCAUGAAUUUUGAUAACCAGUCAGUUGUAUUAACAACAGAAGUUGAUCAUCAAGAAGCUGUACAAGAAAAAAGUUCUCAUUUCACGGUUCUCAGGGAUCUUGAUGUUGAAGAAUCUAGUACUGAUGGGGACUUCUUCCACUAUAAUACAGAUCCUAAAGAGGAAUUUUUGACUGCUACCAAUAGUCCAGAAAGUCCUUUCCAGAAUAUAUUUAAUGACAUUGAUAGAUCAGAAGAAUUGACAAAUAGAAAAAUACUUGGGUUUGCUGAAACAAAUGAUUCUCCUAAAGACUUUAAACCAGCUGUUUUGAACUCGAACACAGAUGCUAGAAAGGCAGUAGGCUGUUCUGAGAAGGAGCAUUCUAAUCAUGCUUCUGAAAAUGAAACUGUUUCCUUAUGUGAAAAUAUCUCUAACCAGUCAGAGUUGGUAACUUUAGAAGAACUUUCUGAUAACUUCUUAUUUCUUCAAGAGAAAAACUUAUUAACAGGUUUAUUGCCUAAAAAAGCCAGCAGUGAUUUUGGGCCAAACUCAGAUGAUGUUCUAAAAAGUAUAUUAGAAACCUCAAAAAGAAACUCUGUAGAGCCUGAGCCUGAGCUGGCUGAAAAUGCACAGGUCUUUUCUUUAAUACACGAAAGUCUUAGAACAGUGAAAGAUGAAAAUUUUAACCCAGUGACAAUGAAUAAAGAUCCCAGUUCCCAGUCUCACACUCCUCUAGAAAUGCAGGCAUCUUCUAGUCCACCCACAGCACAUAAUUCAUCUGAUAACUGUGCAAAUCUUCCUAUUUUGAAGGAUGAGGGAAGAUUUCUAAAAGUGGAAGUGAAUGAAGUCAUGUCCUGUAACACCGAUGUUCUCUGUCAGGAAGAGCUAUCUUAUAAUGCCAAAAAUAAUAAUGUUGGAAAUAGUCCAUAUUACAGUGUUGCUAUUGAAACAGAUGAGUGUGAUGCACAGAUGAAACAGGGAAUGCUUUUCAAGUCUGAUGAAAUAACUUUUAACAAAGAAAAAUGUAGUGAUCAGGAAGAUAGGAAAAGAAACUUGCAAGAUAGUUCUGCCGUAUUUAAAAAAAAUGAAUGUUUAUUGGAGGAAAUACAAGAAACAUCAAAUCAUUUUGAGAAUUGUAAGGAUGUUCCAGAAGAGGUGACCUCAAUUUCUGUUGCUGCUUCAGAUUGUACCAGUCAGGACAGUCUUUUGGAAGACAGCCCGUCUCCUAUACAAGCUGUAGAACAAGCUUUAGAGACACCUGAUUCUUUGGAUUCUUUAGAUGUAAAUGAGGUUUUAGAAUCUUUACAGGCUCAAAGUCCUCAGAAACUUUUGCCACCAGAUAAACCUGCUGACAGUGGCUAUGAAACAGAAAACCUGGAAUCUCCAGAAUGGACUUCCCAUGUCCCUGUUGAGGACACUUCCAAUGUGGAUACUGCUCUGUGUGUGAGUGAGAACAGUGUCAGUGCUUUGCCUUCUAAUCCAGUUAUCAUUGUGUCAGAAGCAGCAGCUUGUUUGGAUGCAGUGAACAGCAAUUUUGAAAUAACCCCAGUGGUUUUCCUGAGUGGAAAUCAAAACUCUUACAGAGACUCAGCCUAUUUCUCUGAUAAUGAUUCUGAGCCAGAUAAAAAACCAGAAGAGUCUGUAAAUCUGUCCAGAGAGACUGUGUGUACUGUUUCCUCCAACAGUGGAGAAAAUCACACUGAAGAGGUUUGUGGUUUUGAAGAGAGACAGCAAACGUGUGAUGUGAGGAAUUACCAGGAUGAUGAUAAUCAAAACUCAAAACUGGAACUAAACCACAAUUUAGAGAUUCAGGAGAUGGAUGAAAGGAUGCAGGGGUGUCCUGAUGAGUGGGCUGAGGCAACUCUGACUUCCCUGGAAAUAAUGAUGGAUGGUAACCUGAGGGAUGAAAUAAAACUAUCUGAGACUUCCCAUAAAAGUGUCUCUUGUGUUGGCACUAACACUUCAGAACUCCUUUCACACAGAGACUUAAAGCCUGUGCACAACCUGGCUUUAGAUCUGAGUAACAGUGAGAAGUCCUUCUAUCACAUGGAAGGACAAAAGCUGAAAGAGCCAGAUAUUGAAGGAAAAUACCUCGGCAAACUCAGCGUGUCUGGAAUGCUUGAUUUAGAAGACGGUGAUGAUGCAGAUGAGGAAGAUGAAAACAGUGAUUCUGAGGAUGACAUGAGGACUUUUCAUAUGCAUAGUCUGAGUUCUGACAGUGAAGAUGAAACUGUUCAUCAAGUACCUGAGAUAGUUACUGAAAAAGAUGAUGGAAAACACUUGAGAAGCUUGUUGAAACUUCCAAAACCUCUUAAUGAAAGGCAGCCUGAACUUUGGAAAGACGAGAAAAAGGCUGUGAAGUUCUUUGAUGAUGUGACAGUCUAUUUGUUUGAUCAGGAAACACCAACGAAGGAGCUGGGAAGCCGUGGGAUAGACGUGAACGGGGAAGGUGCUGGCAGCUCUCCUGUUCCAUCUUCCAGUCCUGGUUACUUAAACAGAUUUGCAAAUUCAGAAAGCUCAACAGAUGAAGAAGGUGGGGGUUUUGAGUGGGAUGAUGACUUCUCUUCUCCAGAGCCAUCCUUUAUAUCCAAGGCAGCUAAUAGUCUCAUUGGUUCUAAACUACCCCUUCAGCCAUCAAAGUACUUCUCUCCACCUCCACCUUCCCGGACUCUUGAUCAGAACUGGUCACAUUCAUCCCCUUAUUCCAGAUUCUCCAUCUCUCCUGCAAACAUGGCAAGCUUUUCUCUUACACAUCUUACAGAUUCAGAUAUAGAGCAAGGAGGAAGCAGUGAAGAUGGAGAGAAAGAUUAAAUCAAUUUAAACGUGCUUGGACUCCAUACAUAAAACACAUAGACUUUGUGUUUGAAACUUCUUUAUCUAAACUCUGGAUCCUCCUGGAGUAACACAGAUGCCAGCAGUGUAGUUCUACUGUAAGAUAUAUUUAUUAGUCUCCUGAGGUUGAGAAAGUUCCAAAAGUUCAAAACCACAGUCCCGGCAGAUGAGUCCUCGCUAAAUAGUGUAGUCACCUUUAAAUUCUUCCAGUAUCAUCAUCCUUGUGAAAAUUUCAGUGUUCACAGAAUUUCUUCCUAGAAGAGUUGCUUGGUUUUUCUAUCUUAAGAGCAUGUGCUGAAUGGACCAAAAAUCACCAGCCCUUGCUGCUGUUCCUGGCUUCCCCUGGGUCUCUGCCGCGUUGUCCCUUGGGCCCCAGGCACCUUCUCAGCAGCGGUGGAGUG